AUGAAGGACAUACCACUCCGAAUUCAUGUACUACUUGGCCUAGCUAUCACUACACUAGUACAAGCUGUAGAUAAAAAAGUGGAUUGCCCACAAUUAUGUACAUGUGAAAUAAGACCUUGGUUUACACCCAGAUCCAUUUAUAUGGACGCAUCUACAGUGGAUUGUAAUGAUUUAGGUCUUUUAAAUUUCCCAACCAGAUUGCCUGCUGACACACAGAUUCUUCUCCUACAGACUAAUAAUAUUGCAAAAAUUGAAUAUUCCAUAGACUUUCCAGUAAACCUUACUGGCCUGGACUUAUCUCAAAACAAUUUAUCUUCAGUCACCAAUAUUAAUGUAAAAAAGAUGCCUCAGCUCCUUUCUGUGUACCUAGAGGAAAACAAACUUACUGAGCUGCCUGAAAAAUGUCUGUCUGGGCUGAGCAACUUACAAGAACUCUAUAUUAAUCACAACUUGCUUUCUACAAUUUCUCCUGGAGCCUUUAUUGGCCUACAUAAUCUUCUUCGACUUCAUCUCAAUUCAAAUAAAUUGCAGAUGAUCAACAGUAAAUGGUUUGACGCUCUUCCAAAUCUAGAAAUUCUGAUGAUUGGGGAAAAUCCAAUCAUAAAAAUCAAAGACAUGAACUUUAAGCCUCUUAUCAACCUUCGCAGUCUGGUUAUAGCUGGCAUAAACCUCACAGAAAUACCAGAUAAUGCCUUGGUUGGACUUGAAAACUUAGAAAGCAUCUCUUUUUAUGACAACAGGCUUAUUAAAGUGCCACACAUUGCUCUUCAAAAAGUUGUAAACCUCAAAUUUUUGGAUCUAAAUAAAAAUCCUAUUAACAGAAUACGAAGGGGUGAUUUUAGCAAUAUGCUACACUUAAAAGAGUUGGGGAUAAAUAAUAUGCCUGAGUUGAUUUCCAUCGACAGCCUUGCUGUGGAUAACUUGCCAGAUUUAAGAAAAAUAGAAGCUACUAACAACCCCAGAUUGUCUUACAUUCACCCUAAUGCAUUUUUCAGACUCCCCAGACUGGAAUCACUCAUGCUGAACAGCAAUGCCCUCAGUGCCCUGUACCAAGGUACUAUUGAGUCUCUGCCAAACCUCAAGGAAAUCAGUAUACACAGCAACCCCAUUAGGUGUGAUUGUGUCAUCCGCUGGAUUAAUAUGAACAAAACCAACAUUCGAUUUAUGGAGCCAGAUUCACUGUUUUGUGUGGACCCACCUGAAUUCCAAGGCCAGAAUGUUCGGCAAGUGCAUUUCAGGGACAUGAUGGAAAUUUGCCUCCCUCUUAUAGCUCCUGAGAGCUUUCCUUCUAAUCUGGAUGUGGAAGCUGGGAGCUAUAUUUCCUUACAUUGUAGAGCUACUGCAGAGCCACAGCCGGAAAUCUACUGGAUAACACCUUCUGGUCAAAAACUCUUGCCUAAUACUGUAACGAACAAGUUCUAUGUCCAUUCUGAAGGUACACUAGAUAUAAGUGGCAUAACAUCAAAAGAAGGGGGUUUAUAUACUUGUAUAGCAACUAACCUAGUUGGUGCUGACUUGAAGUCUAUUAUGAUCAAAGUGGAUGGUUCUUUUCCCCAGGAUAACAAUGGAUCUUUGAAUAUUAAAAUAAGAGAUAUUCAGGCCAAUUCGGUUCUGGUGUCUUGGAAAGCAAGUUCUAAAAUUCUCAAAUCCAGUGUUAAGUGGACAGCCUUUGUCAAGACUGAAAAUUCUUAUGCUGCCCAAAGUGCUCGAAUACCAUCUGAUAUCAAGAUAUACAAUCUUACUCAUCUAAACCCAUCAACUGAGUAUAAGAUUUGUAUUGAUAUUCCCACCAUCUAUCAGAAAAACAGAAAACAAUGUGUAAAUGUCACCACAAAAGGUUUGGACCCUGAUCGAAAAGAGUAUGAAAAGAGUAACGCCACAGCCUUCAUGGCCUGCCUUGGAGGCCUUCUGGGGAUUAUUGGUGUGAUAUGUCUUUUCAGCUGCCUCUCUCAAGAAAUGAACUGUGGUGGUGGACAAAGCUAUGUGAGGAAUUACUUACAGAAACCAACCUUUGCAUUCAGUGAGCUUUAUCCUCCUCUGAUAAAUCUCUGGGAAGCAGGCAAAGAAAAAAGUCAACUGAAAUCAACUGUUAUAGGCGUGCCAACAAAUAUGUCCUAA
This is a messenger RNA of Cynocephalus volans (Philippine flying lemur), 2118 nucleotides long. RefSeq names its product leucine rich repeat neuronal 3 (gene LRRN3). Gene Ontology annotation, cellular component: extracellular matrix. The record is from RefSeq and is a predicted model, not a curated record. Gene Ontology annotation, molecular function: protein binding. Lineage: Eukaryota; Metazoa; Chordata; Mammalia; Dermoptera; Cynocephalidae. Bases 1 to 2118 code for a protein of 705 amino acids. The transcript has a single exon.